AUGCCAGACAUUGUUUUUGAUAUAAUAGGUACUUGCAUUGGGUACGACGUAAUGCUAAAUGCCAUUGAAAACAGACUGAGUAAGAGACUUCUUCAGUUUAAUAUCAACACAGAUCUUUUCUUUGAUGCUUGGGGAACGGCGUGCGAAAGAGACUUCUCUUACCUCUCUCAAAUCGGAGAGUAUCAGCCUACAAAGAAAAUCCUUAAGGCUACGUUUUUCAGAACUCUAUAUCACGCAGGUAUUCAAGAUCCAAAAAGCUUUGCUACAGAGGAAGAUCUAGAGUACCUCUGCGCUGAAUGGCUAAAGCUCAAGGCUCGACCAGAGUUGCCAGCAAUGUGGAAGCUGUUGAGAAACAAUGGUUUUACUAUAUGGUGUCUUACAGAUGGAGACAAGGAAAGAGUCAAGGGCUACUUCAAGAACUCCUUAAUUGAGAUGCCGGAGGAGAACAUCGUAUCAUGCGAUAGUUUGAAGAUUGGAAAACCAGCACCCGAGGUUUACAAGUACAUGCUUGAGAAAAUUCCUGGUAGAGGAAAAGACGCGUGGUUUGCUGCAGCGCAUAUGUGGGACUGUUGCGCCGCAAAAAAGGCUGGAUUCCAUACAGCGUGGACUGACGUGUAUGAGAAGUAUCCUUGUGAGGAAAUAUUUGGUGAACCUGACAUUAUCGCUGGUGGUCUUAUGGAUAUGGCCGAGAAGAUUGUGCAAAAUUACCAGAACCUUUAG
Molecule: messenger RNA, 720 nt
Organism: Ogataea angusta
Lineage: Eukaryota; Fungi; Ascomycota; Pichiomycetes; Pichiales; Pichiaceae
Exons: 1
Coding region: 1-720 (239 amino acids)
Source: RefSeq, a predicted model, not a curated record